Closterium sp. Naga37s-1 is the source of this 6021-nucleotide messenger RNA. The record is from the annotation of a GenBank genome assembly. Lineage: Eukaryota; Viridiplantae; Streptophyta; Zygnematophyceae; Desmidiales; Closteriaceae.
AUGUUCCUUAAAAUCAUUGCAGGCAAGUCCGGCGCCGGACGCGGGCGUGGAGGAGGCAGAGAUGCGGCAAGAGGACGCGGCGGAACGGCAAGCGGAGGUCGAGCGAGCACUACUGAUGGUGGCAGGGGCCGCGGUGCCGACGGCAAGGGCAGGGGAGACGCCGUCGCUGGUCGCGGGAAAGCCGGUGAGGCUGCGGCCACGAGGGGCCGUGGAGCUGCUGCGGGAGGUCGCGAGGGCGCCAGAGGACGAGGCGCGGAAAGCGGACGAGGACGGGGGGUUGCGACAGCAGGCCGAGACGGAGGUCGCGGUGGCAGAGGUGGCGAAGGAGGGAGGGGCAGAGGCUUAGACGGGGUGGGUGGCCGUUCCGUGGGGGCUCGAGGCAGAGGCGAUGCCGCGCGGGGAAGGGGUGGUAGAGGCCGCGGAGCUAGCGGACGAGGGGAAGGGCUUAGCAAGAGCAAGAGCCAAACGAAGGACGAGGAGCAAGGUGAUAGAUCUCCUGUGGCUACUCAUGAAGAGGCUUCAGGAGGAGCAUCUGGUGAAGACUCGCACGAGGUUGAUAACACUGAUAACUCCGAUGUUUCAAAAGAGAACGAGGACGGAACCCCGAAGGAAGGAGAUUAUGAUGGUGCCGAGGAGGGCGGAAAGAAUCUAGCUGCGGAAGCCGAACAUGAUUAUGAAACUCCAGGCGCAUACGCUGAAGCGGCGGAUGAAACUGAGGAAGAUGCAAGCGCGGUUGUAGAGGAAUAUGCCGCUGAAAGGGCCGCAGAGGAAGACGGCGAACGGAAGGCUGGUGCUGUGGACGACGAAGCGACGUAUGCCGAGGAGCAGACUGAAAGGAAGGCGGCAGAGGAGGACGAUGCGAUGAAGGCUGCAGUGGGGGAAGCUUCGAUUAUGGCUGCAGAGGGUGAAGCUUCGAUUAUGGCUGCAGAGGGUGAAGCUUCGAUUAUGGCUGCAGAGGAGGACGAUGCGAUGAAGGCUACAGAGGAGGUAGCUGCGAUGAAGGCUGCAGAGGAGGAAGCUGCGAUGAAGGCUGCGGAGGAGGAAGCUGCAAGGCUGGCUGCAGAGGAGGAAGCUGCAAGGAAGGCUGCAGAGGAGGAAGCUGCAAGGAAGGCUGCAAAGGAGGAAGCAGCAAGGCUGGCUGCAGAGGAGGAAGCUGCAAGGCUGGCUGCAGAGGAGGAAGCUGCAAGGCUGGCUGCAGAGGAGGAAGCUGCAAGGCUGGCUGCAGAGGAGGAAGCUGCAAGGCUGGCUGCAGAGGAGGAAGCUGCAAGGAAGGCUGCAGAGGAGGAAGCUGCAAGGAAGGCUGCAGAGGAGGAAGCAGCAAAGAAGGCUGCAGAGGAGGAAGCAGCAAAGAAGGCUGCAGAGGAAGCUGCAAGGAAGGCUGCAGAGGAGGAAGCUGCAAAGAAGGCUGCAGAGGAGGAAGCUGCAAAGAAGGCUGCAGAGGAGGAAGCAGCAAAGAAGGCUGCAGAGGAGGAAGCAGCAAAGAAGGCUGCAGAGGAGGAAGCAGCAAAGAAGGCUGCAGAGGAGGAAGCUGCAAGGCUGGCUGCAGAGGAGGAAGCUGCAAGGCUGGCUGCAGAGGAGGAAGCUGCAAGGAAGGCUGCAGAGGAGGAAGCCGCGAGGAAGGCUGCAGAGGAGGAAGCCGCAAAGAAGGCUGCAGAGGAGGAAGCUGCAAAGAAGGCUGCAGAGGAGGAAGCAACAAAGAAGGCUGCUGAGGAGGAAGCAGCAAGGCUGGCUGCUGAGGAGGAAGCUGCAAGGAAGGCUGCUGAGGAGGAGGCUGCAAGGAAGGCUGCAGAGGUGGAGGCUGCAAGGAAGGCUGCAGAGGAGGAGGCCGCAAGGAAGGUUGCAGAGGAGGAAGCUGCAAAGAAGGCUGCAGAGGAGGAAGCUGCAAGGCUGGCUGCAGAGGAGGAAGCUGCAAGGCUGGCUGCAGAGGAGGAAGCUGCAAGGCUGGCUGCAGAGGAGGAAGCUGCAAGGCUGGCUGCAGAGGAGGAAGCAGCAAAGAAGGCUGCAGAGGAGGAAGCUGCAAGGCUGGCUGCAGAGGAGGAAGCAGCAAAGAAGGCUGCAGAGGAGGAAGCAGCAAAGAAGGCUGCAGAGGAGGAAGCAGCAAAGAAGGCUGCAGAGGAGGAAGCAGCAAAGAAGGCUGCAGAGGAGGAAGCAGCAAAGAAGGCUGCAGAGGAGGAAGCAGCAAAGAAGGCUGCAGAGGAGGAAGCAGCAAAGAAGGCUGCAGAGGAGGAAGCAGCAAAGAAGGCUGCAGAGGAGGAAGCAGCAAAGAAGGCUGCAGAGGAGGAAGCAGCAAAGAAGGCUGCAGAGGAGGAAGCAGCAAAGAAGGCUGCAGAGGAGGAAGCAGCGAAGAAGGCUGCUGAGGAGGAAGCAGCAAAGAAGGCUGCAGAGGAGGAAGCGGCAAGGAAGGCCGCAGAGGAGGAAGCUGCAAGGAAGGCCGCAGAGGAGGAAGCUGCAAGGCUUGCCGCAGAGGAAGCAGCAAGGCUGGCUGCAGAGGAGGAAGCUGCCAGGCUGGCUGCUGAGGAGGAAGCUGCAAGGAAGGCUGCUGAGGAGGAAGCUGCAAGGAAGGCUGCUGAGGAGGAAGCUGCAAGGAAGGCUGCAGAGGAGGAAGCUGCAAGGAAGGCUGCAAAGGAGGAAGCUGCAAGGAAGGCUGCAGAGGAGGAAACUGCAAGGCUGGCUGCAGAGGAGGAAGCUGCAAGGAAGGCUGCAGAGGAGGAAGCUGCAAGGAAGGCUGCAGAGGAGGAAGCUGCAAAGAAGGCUGCAGAGGAGGAAGCAGCAAAGAAGGCUGCAGAGGAGGAAGCUGCAAAGAAGGCUGCUGAGGAGGAAGCUGCAAAGAAGGCUGCUGAGGAGGAAGCUGCACAAUUGGCUGCAGAGGAAGAAGCUGCAAGGAAGGCUGCAGAGGAGGAGGCCGCAAAAAAGAAUGCAGAGGAAGCUGCGAGGAAGGCUGCAGAGGAGGAAGCUGCAAGGAAGGCUGCAGAGGAGGAAGCUGCAAGGCUCGCUGCAGAGGAGGAAGCUGCUGUGAAGGCUGCAGAGGAGGAAGCUGCACAACUGGCUGCAGAGGAGGAAGCUACGAGGAAGGCUGCUGAAGAUGAAGCUGCAAGGAAGGCUGCUGAGGUGGAAGCUGCUAAGAAGGUUGCUGAGGAGGAAGCUGCCAGACUGGCUGCAGAGGAGGAAGCGGCAAGGAAGGCUCUAGAAGAGGCUGAGAGAAACGUUGCAGAGGAGGAUGCAGCAAAAGAUCUAGGGGAGGAAGUCAAGGCUGCUGAAGAGGAACCAGCAAUCAAGCUUUCAGAGCAGGAUCUUACGAAAGCCGAGAAGGCCCCGUCACCUCGAGCCAUGACACCACCCCAGCCAGUGGUGGCAUCUGCAGAUGCCCCACCGGUCUCUGCACCACCAGCUGCUACAGAAAAGGCUGCUCCGGCUGCUGCGCCUGCCCCGCCUCCCAAGAAGGGGGGUGGUCUGUUCGCUUGCUGCUUUGGUCCGUGUACUUCAAUUCGCUCUUCCGCGAGUCGGACGACUGAUUGCCCCUGCCUGUGCGCCUCCGCUGAUGCUCCCGUGCGGGUGGCAGUGGCACUGCCACCAGCGAGUUGGUCUGUUCCUGUCAUGGCUGCAGCAGGCGGGUGGCAGGCGGAAGUGGCGUCGAGCGCGGGGGCAGCAGCGCGCGGAGGUAGCUGCGCGGGGUUCUCGUCCGCAGCGGUGGGCGGAGGAUCGGCGCUGCUGGAUGACACGGCCGUGCAGUUCAAGGAGAGCGUGCACAAGUUCGCACAGGAGGUCAUCGCACCGCACGCUGCUGACAUUGACCGAAACAACACCUUCCCCAAGCAUGUGAAUCUGUGGAGGCUAAUGGGUGACUUUCAUCUGCAUGGCAUCACUGUGCCCGAGCAGGAGGGCGGCAUGGGGCUGGGGUACCUGUACCACUGCGUGGCCAUGGAGGAGGUCUCGCGCGCCUCAGGCGCCGUGGGGCUCUCCUAUGGCGCACACUCCAACCUCUGCAUCAACCAACUCGUGCGGCAUGGAAGUGAGGAGCAGAAGGCCAAGUACUUGCCCAAGCUGGUAGCGGGCGAGCAUGUGGGCGCACUUGCCAUGAGCGAGCCCAACUCGGGGUCGGACGUGGUGAGCAUGCGGUGCCGAGCGGAGAGGGCGCAGGGGGGCUACGUGUUGAAUGGCACCAAGAUGUGGUGCACUAACGGGCCCACAGCUAACACCCUUGUAGUGUACGCCAAGACGGACAUCAAGGCGGGACCUAAGGGCAUCACAGCCUUCAUUAUCGAACAGGGCAUGGACGGGUUCCGAACGGCUCAGAAACUGGAUAAGCUGGGCAUGCGAGGCAGUGACACGUGCGAGCUGGUGUUUGAGGACUGCUUCGUGCCGCGCGACAACGUUCUGGGACAGGAGGGCCGAGGAGUGCAAGUGUUGAUGUCGGGGUUGGACCUGGAGCGAGUGGUGCUGGCAGCGGGGCCACUGGGGCUAAUGGCGGCGGCCAUGGACGUGGUGCUGCCGUACGUGCACCAGCGCCAGCAAUUCGGACAGCCCAUCGGCCAGUUCCAACUCAUUCAGGGCAAGCUCGCAGACAUGUACUGUGCUGUUCAGGCCUCAAGGGCGCUGGUGUACAGUGCUGCCAUGGCAUGUGACCGGGGCCAUGUCAAUCGUAAGGAUUGUGCGGCAGCCAUUCUAUUUGCUGCGGAGAAUGCCACGCAGGUCGCCUUGCAGGCCAUCCAGUGUCUGGGCGGCAACGGGUACGUGAACGAGUACCCAACAGGGCGCCUGCUGCGCGACGCCAAGCUCUAUGAGAUUGGCGCGGGCACCAGGCUGCCAUUGCCCCCAUGCCAUACCAGGGCUGCCAGUCCGCCCAUUCCUCCCCUCAUGGCCACUCAAUACAAGGGUUUCACACCCUUACCCUCUCACCCACCCAACCCUAGGGGAUUCACCCCUUCCUUCUCACUCCACCCAAAGGGAUUCACCCCUUCCUUCUCACCCAUCCCACCCAAGGGGAUUCUCCCCUUCCUUCUCACCCAUCCCACCCAAGGGAAUUCACCCCUUCCUUCUAACCCAUCCCACCCAAGGGGAUUCACCCCUUCCUUCUCACCCAUCCCACCCAAGGGGAUUCACCCUUUCCUUCUCACCCUCCCACCCAAGGGGAUUCACCCCUUCCUUCUCACCCAUCCCACCCAAGGGGAUUCACCCCUUCCUUCUCACCCACCCAACCCAAGGGGAUUCACCCCGUCCUUCUCACCCAUCCCACCCAAGGGGAUUCACCCCUUCCUUCUCACCCAUUCCCCCCCAAGGGGAUUUAGUCCCCUUCCCUCUCACCCACCCAACCCAAGGGGAUUCAUGUCCCUUCACUCUCACCCGCUCAAGGGGAUUCAGGCCCCUACUCUCUCAUCCGCUCAAGGGGAUUCAGUCCCCUUCUCUUUCACCCACCCAACCCAAGGGGAUUCAUGUCCCUUCACUCUCACCCGCUCAAGGGGAUUCAGGCCCCUACUCUCUCAUCCGCUCAAGGGGAUUCAGUCCCCUUCUCUUUCACCCACCCAACCCAAGGGGAUUCAUGUCCCUUCACUCUCACCCGCUCAAGGGGAUUCAGGCCCCUACUCUCUCAUCCGCUCAAGGGGAUUCAGUCCCCUUCUCUUUCACCCACCCAACCCAAGGGGAUUCAUGUCCCUUCACUCUCACCCGCUCAAGGGGAUUCAGGCCCCUACUCUCUCAUCCGCUCAAGGGGAUUCAGUCCCCUUCUCUUUCACCCACCCAACCCAAGGGGAUUCAUGUCCCUUCACUCUCACCCGCUCAAGGGGAUUCAGGCCCCUACUCUCUCAUCCGCUCAAGGGGAUUCAGUCCCCUUCUCUUUCACCCACCCAACCCAAGGGGAUUCAUGUCCCUUCACUCUCACCCGCUCAAGGGGAUUCAGGCCCCUUCUCUCUCAUCCGCUCAAGGGGAUUCAGUCCCCUUCCCUCUCAUCCGCUCAAGGGGUUUCAGGCCCCUUCUCUCUCACCCACCCCCACCCAGCCCAUCCCCACCUUCACCUGCCAGCAGUAG